Messenger RNA from Angiostrongylus costaricensis, 1795 nucleotides. The record is from the annotation of a GenBank genome assembly. Lineage: Eukaryota; Metazoa; Nematoda; Chromadorea; Rhabditida; Metastrongylidae.
AUGGCAAGGGUUUUUGGUGCUUAUGAGAAAGAAAUCCAAUAUUGCAGCUGAUUAUUCAGAAAAAUUGAAAUUGUUAGCAAAUGUAGUCGAAAAAACGCAACAUCGGCAAGAAAUGAAGGUUUCCCUGUGGAAGUGUGGGGCUGAUGUCAAAUUCUUAGAUCUGAAAUACAAUGGGGAAGACGCAGUUUGGGGAAUAAGCGACGUAGCGCUGCUGUUGCUGAUUAUCGUCGUCGUCCUUGGCAACACGGUCGUCAUUCUGGUCGUACUCGUCGACCGUAAGCUGAAAGCGGUCACAACAAACAAAUUCAUCGCUAGUCUUGCAGUUAGCGACCUGCUCGUUGGCGUUAUUGUUAUGCCUAUGUCACUCUAUUCUAAGCUACACGGUGAUAACUGGACCCUCGGCUAUACAUGGUGUCAGUUUCACCUCGUUUCCGGUGUAUUUUCAUCCACCGCCAGUAUCGUUCACUUGGUACUUCGCAAUAAUGUUCCCAACGGAGUAUCAACGACAUUGCGUGUCGACGUCCACACUACCAUAUUUGGUUAUGAUUUGGGUGAUGGCGUGUUGUCGUCACUCCUGUCAUUUUUUCUACCUGGUGCCAUAGUCGUCUAUCUGUAUACAAAAAUCUUCAGAAAGUUGAGAAAUCAUCAACUUUUUAUGUUUGGGCAAUCUGUACAUAAACACACAGAUAAAAGGCAAUCGUUACCGAGAGUCAUUAUAGAAGAAGUUCGAUCUCGUCGUGGAUCGAGACUAUCCCAAAACGGCUCUCCGAGCGGUUGCUCUACAAGGCGAUCCAGUGGAUCUAAAGGACGAUCCCCAAGUCAGCCAGAUAUUCACAGCAUUUCUAUGCCUCAACAGCGUUGGCGAAGUCCGACAAUCUGUGCAGAGACCCUCGCUUACGAUAGAAAUGUAGCGGCAAAAAAACGAGUGUCAAUCGUUCCUGAUCCACCAUCAAUGGAUAUCAGCGUCAAUAUAGUUAGGAAAGAAGAGUUGAAUAUCGAAGCAGAUCCGUUACGAAACAAAACUGUGGAACCAAAGCGAAAACUAGACGAUGAACCAAAGGUGAAGGCAGUCGAGCGACAAAAGCUGAGCAUGCAAGAGGAUUCGAACGGCCUAGAGAUUAUGCAAGCCUUCGAAAAGGUUCCGAGAUUAUUCGAGUGUCCGUCUCUGUGUUCUGUUCCUUCACUUAGCAGUCACUCAUCCCAUACUUCAGCUAGUAGUGGAGAUACGUUGAGGCGAAUUUCAACGAACAGUUAUGGCAGCAGUCUCACCGAUAACUCUGACUCAACAUUCGAAAUUGACUCGAGACGAUCGUCAGCCUGGUCGACACUUCGGAAUGCAGUCCUGGAAGCAGGUCACGUCCAUAAGACGCCGAUCGAUAUUACGAUUGACGGAUCUAAUGAAACUCCACAAAAGAAGAUUUCAACGAUUAGCAGAGGAAAACUGAGGCGAAUCGCUACUCAGGUCACACGCGCUAUUCGGCGUAAGCGUCGCGAAUCGAUGGCUAUUCGACGCGAAUCGCGUGCAACUCGCGUCGUUGCCGCGAUCCUCAGUGAGUCAGCUAAGAUUGCGUUUCUUAUCUGUUGGAUCCCGUAUUUUUGUGUGAGCGUGACACGUGGUAUUGCUAUGGGCUUUUCGAUACAAAUCAACCAUCAUCUACACCUUAAAUUGUAUGUGUUGACAUCGUGGCUUGGUUAUACGCAUUCGUGCUUCAAUCCCGUGAUCUACAUGUGUCUUAAUACGAGUUUUCGUGCAACCAUGCGUUUUUGGAUCCAUCGGACGAGGAAGGGCGAAUGA